Molecule: messenger RNA, 2045 nt
Organism: Solenopsis invicta (red fire ant)
Lineage: Eukaryota; Metazoa; Arthropoda; Insecta; Hymenoptera; Formicidae
Product: multiple inositol polyphosphate phosphatase 1
Exons: 12
Coding region: 370-1839 (489 amino acids)
Molecular function (GO): inositol phosphate phosphatase activity; acid phosphatase activity
Source: RefSeq, a predicted model, not a curated record
CCUCUCUUUGCAUGGCUCUGAAUAAUUUUACAGUCAUCCUAAAGAUUGAUGGUUUUUAUUUAAAUAUCAAGAUGGCACAAGAAUGAUAUAUAGAUUUUAUUCAAGUUUCUGGACAUUACGAAGCAUUUGCUCAAGUUUAUCAUCGCAGUCACGAUAAUCGAAAAAAGCAGUCAAUUUAUGGGAGCAAUCUUAAGCUUCCUAUAAGUCAGCGAGAGAGAUAGACAUUUUAACCUUUUAUUUCGAGGAACGCUUAUUUUCACGCUCAGUGUUGGGUGUUCAGAGUUAACGUCGAGUAACGUCCGCUGAAGCCUACUUCAGAAUAUCUCAACGAGUUUUCUAGUAGAACAGUAGAAAGCAAGGAUUGGCAACAUGUGGGCGAGAUUGUGGUUCUUCAUUUCCCUGAUAUGGCUGACGCAAAACGUGGUGUUUGGUAUUCCCGGAUCCUGCGCCAAUUACAUUUAUCCUUUAACAAACAACGAGAACACUUAUCCUUACACAGGCACCGAGACACCGUAUAAUCUCGUUCAUAUAAAUACCGAAACAACCAUGACUAUACCGAACUGCAAACCGAUGCAGAUAUGGAUGUUAAAUAAACACGGGGCGCAGUAUCCGAACGAGUACAUGCUGAGACAAAUCGUAAACUUCACGAGCAAAAUGCGCCACAACUUCCUCUAUUUGAUGAAAAAAAUAUACUCAGGACAGCCGAUGGAGUCCAUACCUUUGUACGCAAGGAUUCAAAAGAAUUGGCAGACUUGCCCUGAGUUUGUCAAUGGCAGAGCAAGAAAUUUAUCAUCGCGGGGUAAAAAGGACAUGGUGUCGCUCGGCGAAAGAAUCAGAGCGAAAUUGGCAACGCUUUUCAACGAGGACGUGAGAAAAAGUUUCAAGUUUAGAUCAACGGCUACAGAACACACUGCCACCAGCAUGUUGUCUUUCAUAAACGGAGCCUUCAAUCAAGGGUAUAAAUUACAUAAACCUAAGAAGUUCGAAUCGUGGAACGUAACACAAUAUUUAACCAUGAAAUCCUUUGAUGGAGCUUCGAGUGAUACGGUGCUCAAAUUUGAAAUAGUGCCGGCUAUCCAUGACACUUUGUUGAAGCUGUACGCUAAUUGCGGGACUUGGAACAAUUUCGAUAACAAAGAGGUACAGGCGUUUGCUACCACGGAAAUGGCGAAAAUUUUCGACGAUGUCUUUCGAGACUUACAGCUCCCAAGUGAAUAUAACAAAAAUGUGAUGGCUACGAUAUACAACACUUGUCGCUACGAGCGAGCUGUGUGCCCGGACAAACCGUCGCCCUGGUGCGACGUGUUCACCAUCGACGAGAUGAAGGCCCUCGAGUACCAAUAUGAUCUCUCGUCUUACUAUUUCGUCGGUCCAGGCAGGCAGAUCAACCGCCAGCUCGGAUGUCAUCCCAUCCGGGACAUGCUUCAGCACUUUACGAAAUUGGAGAGAGCAAAUAGCGAUGAGCCAAGAGGCGUGUUUUACUUCGCCGAGUCGCAAAUGCUAUCGCUGUUUCUCACCGCGUUGGGAGUUGGCGAGGACUCCGUGCCGCUUACGGCCGCGAAUUAUCGAUACUCGGGUAACAGAAGUUGGAGAAUCUCCCGGUUGGUACCGUCUUCCGCGAAUUUUGCGGCGGUCUUUCACAGAUGCUACUCGAACGAUAAUCCCUUCAAAGUCACCUUCUACCUAAACGAGAAUCCUUUACCUCUCGAAGGCUGCGAGAACGGAGUCUGCAAUUGGACGCAGCUGAAGAAGAAGUUGGGUGAAAUUGCGAACAAGUGCAGCACGAGAGUAUGUCAAGAAAAAUUCUUUCCAAAUUUCGAACUGUUUGGCAUCCAUUAGAACUAACGGAAGACUUCGUGAUAGUGCCCAACUAUGUGAGGCUUACAAAUGAUACAUUCUGGUUUCAAGAAACGUGAGAGGAAAAUUUAUUCUAACAUAGUGGCAAUAAAAGAAGUAAUCAACAGGAAAAAGAACGCAUCGAUGCGACCUUUCUAUUGCUUUCUGGAGAUUAAAUAUGCCGGUCAAGUUUUUUCUUUAGACCUGCU